GCAGGCAGUCUGUUGUGUCCGCACCGUUGUCGAGGCAACAUCUGUGCAGCGUGCCGUGCCUUCCCGCGAGUGUAUCGACAUAACAGUGCAGUGCUGUGAGUGCCAGUGCCGGAAAUGUUACUAUUGUGAUACACCAAUUGUUAUAAUGGCAUUAAAAAAGGAUUUCGACAUAAACAAGAACAUAUUCAAAAUAAAACUACCGAAAACUGUCAAGUUCCAACAGGCUAUCGACAAAAUAUUCAAAAAGAACAACUACACCAAAAUAGUGCAAAGUUAGUUACACUAGUUGUUGUAUAGACUCGUCCGAUUAAAUGGCCGGUGAAGUUAGUGCAAAUAUUAGUAGAAGUAGUAAAGAUAACACCGAGCCCGAGCCACCAGAUCGCAACAAGUCGCCCAACUUUAUAACAGACGAAACAGAGUUUAUUGGAAAAGGAGAUAUAAGGACAUCGACACCGGUCAACAAACACAGACGUAGUAGAAGUAAGAGUGGUACCAGGAAGACUCCGGUGCCGCUUAGUUUUUCAGACGAACAUUUUUAUGAGGAUUUAGAAGCGUAUGUUAGAGAAAUGUCCGCGGCUAGGCAAACAAGUGCUGCCAUGGAGGCAGGGCAGGAGCAGGAUCUGUGGGCUCAGCUCCAGCAGAAGGAGUCCGACCUGCUGCUGGCGGCAGAGCUCGGGAAGGCUCUCCUCGACAAGAACGAGGAGCUGAAGAAAGAACAGGAGCGCGUGACGGAAGAGUACUCCAAAAAAGUAGAGGAACUGGAACAAGAGAAGCACCUUCUGAGACGACGGUUGGACACGACACAGGGGGAGUAUGAAGCGAGGCUGCUCGAACUACAGAAUGACAUCCGAGAACUCACCGCCAAGAUCGACUCCAGAGAUACUUCUGUUAAACAGCGUGAUGAAGAAAAAGCCAGCCUUAUUGCUGAGCUGACGGCACAGAACUCCAGACUGACAGUCCAGCUCAAAGAGUCAUCGGCAGUGGAAGCCAGUCUGCUGGCACAGCUAGAGGGAUUGAAGGACCAAUGUUCCAUGAGGAAAACCAGCUUACAGGACCAUGUACAAAGUCUGGAAUCCUUGAAAGCCGAGCUGGCGAUGGUGACAGACAAGAAGUCAGACCUGGAAAGAAGAUUAACAGGGUCACUGCAAGAUAAGGAGAAUCUAAUGCAGCAGCUCGAUGAGGCAAACGACAGGAUCGUCGCGUUGGAGAGGCAGUUGAAAGAACAGGAACACCUCUACCAGAACACCCUAAAAGAAUUGGAACGCCUGCAAAGAUCCCACGACACAUUAGCCGAAAGGAUCGGAGCACCAGAUCCCAUCGACACCACAGACACUGCCAGGUCUCUUCAUGCGGAGAUGGAGUCGGAACCAGAAGACCAGGACGAUGGGUGGCUGAGGAGCGAAGCUGUUCAGGUGUACAAGCAACUGAGGGCGCUGGCGCUGCAGUUGAACACUGGCCAUGAUGAUGAUUCAGGUCUCCACUCAGAUCUAUCCCUCACAUCCCUGGACGGCGAAGAAGGUGAGACGCUAAGACGUGGAGCGCUCGCCGCCGCCUGCGCCGACGCCGUCGCCGCGUACGCAACGCUCGAAGGAUCCCGCGUACGAGACUCCAUUGCAGCGCACGCGCGUCGUGCGUUGGAGCGAGAGAGGCAGAUCGAUGAGAAGAACGAGAUUAUUGCUGAUCUUUCUUCUAAGCUGUCGGUAGCAGAAGUAGAACUUCGUGCAGCCGCCGAGGAGCGUGACAAACUGCUGAACGACGCCAACUACAGCAGCUUACAGAACGACGAGGCAGUCGCCAAGGCUCGGCAGGAGAGGGACGAGGCCAUCGAGAGGAAGAAGGCUGCUGAGGUGGCUCUGGCCAAGACCAGGGUGGAGCUGAUGCAGGCCAACAGUCAGCUGUACGAAGCUGUGCGCCAGAAGGUGGACCUUGGACAACAGCUCGAACAGUGGCAGAUGGACAUGCAGGAACUCAUCGACGAGCAGAUGAAACACAAGCUGACCACGCAGGAGAAGCGAAGGAAGCUCCCGGAACAGCCUCCCCCCACCAGAACCUCUCGACUCCUCGGAUUUUUUCACCGGUGAUCUGUUGUAUCCCACUCUUGGUGCGCCUCUAUGAAGCCAUAGACCACUCUACCAUAUCAACUCUCUACCUUGUUAUCAUCAAGUAUUACUAUCCAUCAACAUUACCAGCUGCCUACAGUUUAUUUUUAAUACUUUUGUACAAAAAUCUGUCGUUAUCAAAAUUCAUAGCAGCGACCGCCAUCUCGAUUCACCGUACGGACGCGUUCGCAAUCACCGAGUUUUUAGGUUAUUUUUUAAUUUUAUUUUAUAAACCGUGUGAUGUUUAUACUAUCGCAGUGAUAGUUAGUUUCGUAGUUAGAUUGUUUAUAGUUAGUUUACGUUUAAUUUUUAAUGUUUUAUUGUGUCUUUUUAGUUUUUCACUGUAAAAUGGCUGGUAAAUUUUGGCAUUUGGCAAUUUAUUACUUGAUAAGGCGGAUUUAGUACAACAGAUAUGUUUAAACGGAUAAAAUCCAAGAGAAUUAACAUCUAUUGUCCGUUUCGCGAUGACUAACGAUAGAAAUAUAAAUACGAUUCGAUUAGAAACGAAAAUGUAAACUAACGUUAGUAGUUUUAAGUCAUUAAUCCGCCAUCUUUAAUAUGUCAGCCAUUUUGAAACCUAACCUAACCUACCCAUUGCUUUAUUUGUAAAUAACGUUUUAAUAAUUGAGAUUACCGUAACUAUGUAUGUAUAGUUGGUACUUAUACGUAAAUCUUCACUUUAAGUGAGAUGUUUGGUGCACCUAAAGUGUAAAAUUAGUUUUACCGCCUGUUUUUACCACGGUAAAUACGAAUUAGAUAGAGUUGUCAUUCGUCGUACAUUUUUAAAGGCUGAGUAAUAUCAAGCUACUAAAAAGGAAAAGAUUGCCAAAAGGACCAUGGUCUUGAAAGUAAGAAGGAAUAAAUUCCUUGUUGGAACAAAGCAUUAUAAUUAGAUUUUUCUAUUAGAAAAAAUCUUAAUUGAUAGUACAGAGUUGGUGAUAGACAGUGAAGCAUUGUAUUCUCAAUUUUAUUUUAAGAAUUAUUUGCUUCAAAAUUGGUUGACAGCGAGUUUGUUCGUUGUGAACAGAAAGUCGCGCCUAAUUUAAUAAUAAUAUCUAAUGCUUGUGCCUGUUCUAAUAUAAACAAUAAUAACUCUAUAUAUUAUGAAAUUAACGUAACGGUAAAAUAAAUUACCUAACUCACAUUACGCAGUCCGGUAAAAACACGAUGAAAAUACAUAAGUGCCUUUGUGUGCGAAAUUGAGUAAAAACUACCGAUAGUGUAAAACGCACUUUAAAUUAAAACUGCUUUUAAAUAAGUUAUAAUUUUACCAAAUACACAGUUACAUAUAAUUUGCGAUAAAAUACGAUAUUACUCAGUCUUUACAGUUAAAAUUAGUGAAUAUAUGAAGACGUGGUAAAACAGGCUUUCUAGUUAAUUAGAAGAAUAGUUUGCUAAAUAAUGAAGAACAUUAAUAGCCAUAUUAUUUACAUUACGUUUAUUGAAUGCUGGUAGGCUCCACUGACUAAUGUCUCGAGUCACUUUGACCGGUCAAUGUGGAUAAUGUCUGGUUUACUUUCUGAUCUGAUUGUAUUUAACAUGCCAUGAAAUCAGCUGUUAAUACCUACAUACAUAAUAAUGUAAGUGAAUGUAAUUGAUUUACACACACGCAAUGAGUAUAUACCUAUAUUAUGAGAUUCGAGCGGAUUCGUGGACUCGAUUGAUAAAAUCGAACUUAAGUGUAAACUCGAUUUAACUGUGGGAGAGCGAUGCUUCGGCACUGAUAGGCCAGUAAUGCAUUUGUAACGCCUCCGGUGUUUCCAAUGUCUAUGGGCGGCAGCGAUUGCUUACCAUCAGUCGAUCCGUCUACUCGUUUACCGGCUCAUACCAUAAAAACUCGAUCUUGACCAGUUUGAACGACUAGAAAAAUUUAUAAUGUUCAACCCAUGUACAGAAUUCCGAUGUAGCUUGAUUUUCAUGGAUAAUUAAUUGCUCCAACUCAUUGUAGUCAAAUCUGAAUGAAUAUCUUAGAAUAAUGGUAUGGGUAAAGUUACCAGACAUUAUUACUUCAACCGGUCAUUGUCGACAGUACCCAGUAGCGUAAAAAACGCGAUUUGAUCAUGAUCUGGUGGAAUAUUUAGAAUAAUUAUUUGUGUGUAGAAAAAAAUUCACGAAUUUUUUAGUAAAAUAUAUUAUGAACCUACCUUAUCAAAUAAUUUAAAUUAAAUAUAAUAUAUGUAUUGUACGUAUGUAUUGUUUUGCAAUAGUAGUAGUUGGUACUUCAAUAAAGUUCUGUGCCUUAAAAGUACCUGGCCUUGUAAAGUGCCUUUUUUCUAUAGAAAAUGUCAAUUGUAUUUAUUAAUUAAUUGAUACAUAUACAAUAUUAUGUAAUACCGAUACAGCCUUAAGAUGUAACGUGGUAGAUUUUCACACAGAAACUUAAAAAAACUUGGCUUGAUAAUGUCAAAGGUAUUUUAAUAGAGAUGAUGACGGGGUAUGAAAAUUAAAAAUCUAUUUAGUCCGUCAGUUAGGUAAUGAAAAAAUAUUAGACACGUAUUUUUUCAUAUAAGAUAACAAUACUUAAAUAAAACGAAUCAAAGUUUAAAAGUGGUAGCAAAUACGUCAUUUCUACGUAUAAAACGUACCUAGAAGUGAUGUCAUGCGAUAUUUCAAAUCAAUAUAUUUUUGAAAGUAUUUGUUUCCGUAAGAAAAUAAAAAUACGUGUCUAAUGUUUUCAAAUAAUCUACAGGACGGACAUUAAAAUGAAAAUUGGUCAUCUACCCUAUUAUUGAAUAAAUGUGUGCAAAAUCUUACCAUAGUACCAAUAGGAAUAGAUUCAGGACAUAGUAAAUAAUAUAUUUAAAUAUUUUCUCUUUUUACAAACAUGCUCAAGUUUUAAAGUAAUAUAUUGCUCAUAUUUUACUACUGAUUUCUUCUUUUUAUUCAUUUUGAAAAUAUAAAUGAAAAUUUGGAGCCAAUCGUGAUUUUUACAAUACUUAAUUGUCAAUUGAGAUAAUGAAUUUUAAAAUUAUAAAAAUUACGUUUUCUCAGUUCAGUCCUUAAUACAGAUUAUAAUAAAAUUAUAAUGUGCAAUGAAAUAUAAUUUAUUAAUUUAAUGAUUUAUGACAUUAUCAAUUAAAUAUAUUAUGUGUAUAAUAAUAAAAUAAUUACAAUGUAAUUGAAUUGAUUGAAACCAUUGUUCGAGUUAUUUAUUUGUCUUAAGAUUGUAAAAUAAUGGUGAACAUAGAUUUCUUGCUGAACAUUCUCUUAGUACCACGAAUACCCGUCAGGGGCGCUAGCAUCGCUUCAAUCUUUUGUGAGAAUUAUUUUUCCCCAUUUUUCUAUGUUCUACGACAAAUUAAAUAUCAGUUACAACUAAACAAUGCAAUAGAGGUAAUGCAAAAGUAAUUUAAUUAACAGCAUUAUGUAUUUAUAUGUAUAUAGUUGCACGAUUUUAACAUUGUACUUUGUGUUAUAAUAAUAAGGUUCAAAAUACCUUAAAUGAAAAUUGUCACUUAUUCGGAGAUAUUAUGGUACUUAAUUUAUUUUUAAGACUGAACUAAUUAUUGAAUUAAAAUUAUGUCAUGUAUAUUGAUUUUAUAGAUUUUCGCUGUACUUACUUACAUAGAAAGAAAUAAAAUUUUGCAAAACAUAUUAAUUUUUAACAAUGAUGAUUUUUCUAUAUUUUAAUUUUAUUUUCUAUUUAGCACAAACACUGUUAUGGCGAGUAUAACUUCUUAGUCAUUCCAUUUUUCUAUAAAUUCUUUGAUAUUAUUACAUUACAAAGAGACGCUCAAUCAACACAUAAUUAAAAAAAACCUUACUUGUCUUUUCUCUUCAAACUGAUAAUUUACAUAUUUUAUUCUAUAGUAUCUUAAAAAAACAAUCUCAUUUUUAACAUUUAAAAAUGACAAAUUGUAUAACUAGAAAUAAAAUAAAAUGUGUAAGCCAAUAAACAGAACUUGGCAGUAUCUUUCCUCUUAUGUUUUUCCUUUAAAAAAAGAAAUAGGAUUUAAUAUGUUCCUUAUAAAUUAAAAAUGAUUUAUUUUUGUAAUGUAAUAAAUACAAACGAAUGAUUUAUGUACAUUAACACAUAUGUUUACGUGAUGAACCAUACCAUCGUUCAGUUGAAUUUGUACUUACCGAACAAUUUCCUAAGUACUUACCUAUGUAAUCGUAAUUUAUAAGAUCUUAAUAGUGACUAGAUAUAACUAUCAUUAUAAAUAAUUAAUUAUGUUUAUUGAAUUAAUAAAUAAAGAAUGAGUUUAAACUGUGAAA
Messenger RNA from Spodoptera frugiperda (fall armyworm), 6317 nucleotides. RefSeq names its product bicaudal D-related protein homolog. The record is from RefSeq and is a predicted model, not a curated record. The transcript is spliced from 9 exons. Lineage: Eukaryota; Metazoa; Arthropoda; Insecta; Lepidoptera; Noctuidae. Bases 312 to 2081 code for a protein of 589 amino acids.